AUGGAAGAUUUACAAUUAAAUAUAACGGCAACGGCGAAGAAAAAUAAUCCCAAAAAUCGUGGCGUUCAAAAAAGUAGUGGUGAAUAUAAAUUUGUUGCAAAACCAAACUAUACCGGCAAGAUUAUAGCUAGGAAAAGACCUCAAAAUGGUAUUCCACGAAAAUUUAUUGAGAAAUAUACAGGAGAACCCAAAGCUAAAUUGGCCAAAACAUCAGACAGUGCAUCACCAAAACAAAAUGACCUACAAUCGACUUUACGUGACUUGAGUGAGAACAAAGGAAAGUUUCAAGAUAAAAACUAUCAAGAUGUAACUGAUGAGAUGGUUAUUAAACAGAAACAGAGAAGUGGUGCUUGGAUAUCAUCAUUGUUUAAGAAUAACCCAAAUGUUCCUCGUAUGGGACAGCGGGCAGUCAAGCCUUUAGUCGAAAAAGUGUUCGCUGGAACAACAUUCCAAGAUUUAAACCUACAUCCACAUAGCAUUGCAAAUUUAAAACAAAACAUGAAUUUAACGGAGUUAAUGACAGUGCAGCAGAAAGCGAUUCCUGUAAUUUUACAAGGAAGAGAUGUUCUAAUCAGGUCACAAACAGGUUCAGGAAAAACUUUAGCAUAUGCAUUACCAGUAAUAGAAGGUCUACAAGCAAUAAGACCGAAAAUAAACAGGCAUGAUGGUAUAAGGAUAGUCUGUGUGGUCCCAACUCGGGAAUUGGCUGUGCAAACAUAUGAACUUUUUGAAAAACUUGUUAAGCCAUUCAUAUGGAUUGUACCAGGAUUACUAAGUGGUGGUCAAAAAAGAAAAGCAGAAAAAGCUAGGCUAAGGAAAGGGUUGACAAUAUUAGUUGGGACACCUGGAAGAAUUAAUGAUCACCUCAGGCACACACAUUCUUUAAAUUUUGCUAAAGUUGGGUGCUUAAUUCUGGAUGAGGCUGAUAGAUUAUUGGAUAUGGGUUAUGAAAAAGAUGUAGCUGCUAUUGUGAAAGCUAUUGAAGACCAUAAAAAAGCAGCGACAUAUGACCCAAUGGCUCUUGUUAAACAAACAAUAAAGAAAGCACCAGAAAAAGAAGAUCAACAGAUUGAAGCUGUUAAAAUAGAUGACUCUGACCAUAAACAUCCUUUAACAGAUGUAUUUUUAUCAAAAGAAAGACAAACUAUACUUUUAUCUGCAACAUUAACAAAGGCUGUAGAAAACUUAGCAGGUAUCACAAUGAAAGAACCAGUUUUUGUAGACACAUCGGAUGGUAAAGGUCUUGUAGCUGAUUCUUUGAAAUCAAAUAAUAGUGUAAAAGAAAUAAUACAGAAUGGCACUAUAGAAAAACAAAAAGUUCAAGCCACACCUAUAAAAGAUACUGAAAUACAAACACCAAAUAAAAGCAACAGCUCUGAUGUUAAAAUGAAAAGAGGACUUAAAGGCUUUAGUGGUGCAGAUCAUCCAGAUAUUUUUGGUGUUGUCACAAAAGAACAAAAUUUAGAAACGAAAGAAAAUGGAAAUGAAAGCGAUAGUGGUUCUGAUUAUGAGUACUUUAAAGUACAAAAAGAAAUGGGUGUGAGUAAAGAUACAGCGGUAUACGCAACCAAUAACAAAGAAGACAUAAAAGAAGAGAUAGAGAAAAUCGAACCUAAUAUGUUUGAAAAUGCCCUAAAGUCAGCCAUUGUCGAAGAUGAACUUAUUUUACCAGCUACAGUAAACCAAACGUUUUUGGUUAUACCAAUGAAACUAAGAUUGGUGUCUCUAUGCUCUCUCAUAGUAGAACACUGCAUUCUAAACAAAAAGGGCGGUAAAAUGAUAAUUUUCAUGGCAACUUUAGAAAUGGUUGACUAUCAUUCAGAAUUGAUUGAGACUGUAUUGACGGGCAAGGAUGAUAAAAAAAGAAAACAGAAGAAAAGCAAAAACGACUUAAAGGCUAAGAAGAAAAAAGGGGAUGAAGAAGAAGAGGAUAAUAAGGAUACGUCAGAUGGCUCUGAUUCGGACUAUGCAAUGGAUUACGAGAUACCAGCCGAAGGCGGUCUGGUUCCAAUGGAUGUAGACGUGUUCAGUCUGCACGGCUCGAUGCCUCAUGAGCAGAGAAUGGAGGUCUUUAAGCAGUUUCGCGUUGCCAAGAGAGGCGUGCUGUUCUGUACAGAUGUUGCGGCCAGGGGUAUUGACGUACCUCGUGUGGAUCUGGUACUGCAAUACUGCGCUCCUGCGUCAGCGACGGAUUACGUUCACAGAGUGGGGCGUACUGGUCGAGCGGCUCAGGUUGGUGCAGCUAUUAUGUUUUUACUACCAAGCGAAGCUGAAUUCGUCAGACAUUUGGAACAGAAACGAAUACGGUUACGUCAAGCGGACGAGUCAAAAGUGCUAGAACCCCUCCGGUCUGUAGCGCCCAGCGCGCCGACAGUACAACGCGCCGCCAUCGCUGUUCAGGCCAAAUUAGAAAACACCGCUCAUUCGUCUAAAGACUGGUUAGCGAGAGCCAGUAGGGCUUACACGUCAUGGGUUCGCUUUUACUCUGGCUACCCGCGCGAAGUACGUCCGUGGCUAGACGCGCGUCAACUUCAUUUGGGUCACGCGGCGAAGUCUUUCGCGCUGCGGGAAACCCCCGGAGCGUUAGCUAAGCGCGCCAAAUUCGAUCCUAAGUUGAAGAAGGAGAAAGCAGUUAACCGGCUUACUAUUAAGGACGAAGAAGAGAAGAAACGUCCUGGUUUCCCCAAAAUGAAGGCCGGAGCAUUUGGAAACAAGAUAAGCAAUAAGCAAAGUUCAAUGCAUACAGCAAGCGAAUACGACAGUGGUUUGCCUCCCGUCGACACAUUUACUAGAAAGAGGAAGAAUAAAUAA
Molecule: messenger RNA, 2811 nt
Organism: Leptosia nina
Lineage: Eukaryota; Metazoa; Arthropoda; Insecta; Lepidoptera; Pieridae
Source: the annotation of a GenBank genome assembly